AUGAAUGUUCCUCCUUUCGAGUUGGGUUGGCGAGCUGAUAAGAGUGAGUGCUGUGUUGUGGAAGUGAGAAAGUCAUGGUUUGUGGCCAUAACACUGGAUGACAGCGCUGGUGCUAUACUUGGUAGAUCAGAAACUCAGGAGUGUCUUUUCUUUAAUGCUAAUUGGGAAAAAGACAAAAGCAAUCAGACUGGUGUUGAACCCUGUUAUGGUGACAAAGAUAAACGGCGACAUUGUUUUGCUACCUGGAAGAAUAUUUCUGGUUCCAUUGAAAUAGUGAAACAAGGUUGUUGGCUAGAUGAUAUCAACUGCUAUGACAGGACUGAUUGUGUAGAAAAAAAAGACAGCCCUGAAGUAUAUUUUUGUUGCUGUGAGGGCAAUAUGUGUAAUGAAAAAUUUUUUUAUUUUCCGGAGAUGGAAGUCACACAGCCCACUUCAAAUCCAGUUACACCUAAGCCACCCUAUUACAACAUCCUGCUCUAUUCCUUGGUGCCACUUAUGUUAAUUGCGGGGAUUGUCAUUUGUGCGUUUUGGGUGUACAGGCAUCACAAGAUGGCCUACCCUCCUGUGCUUGUUCCAACUCAAGACCCAGGACCACCUCCACCUUCUCCAUUACUAGGUUUGAAGCCACUGCAAUUAUUAGAAGUGAAAGCAAGGGGAAGAUUUGGUUGUGUCUGGAAAGCCCAGUUGCUCAAUGAAUAUGUGGCUGUCAAAAUAUUUCCAAUACAGUUUAAAUAUUUUGUUUUUCUAUUUGCAAGGGACAUCAAAAGUAAAAAUGUACUGUUGAAAAACAAUCUGACAGCUUGCAUUGCUGACUUUGGGUUGGCGUUAAAAUUUGAGGCUGGCAAGUCUGCAGGUGAUACCCAUGGACAGGUUGGUACCCGGAGGUAUAUGGCUCCAGAGGUAUUAGAGGGUGCUAUAAACUUCCAAAGGGAUGCAUUUUUGAGGAUAGAUAUGUACGCCAUGGGAUUAGUCCUGUGGGAACUGGCUUCUCGCUGUACUGCUGCAGAUGGACCUGUAGAUGAGUACAUGUUGCCAUUUGAGGAGGAAAUUGGCCAGCAUCCAUCUCUUGAAGACAUGCAGGAAGUUGUUGUGCAUAAAAAAAAGAGGCCCGUUUUAAGGGAUUAUUGGCAGAAACAUGCUGGAAUGGCAAUGCUCUGUGAAACAAUAGAAGAAUGUUGGGAUCACGACGCAGAAGCCAGGUUAUCAGCUGGAUGUGUAGGUGAAAGAAUUACCCAGAUGCAAAGACUAACAAAUAUUAUUACCACAGAGGACAUUGUAACAGUGGUCACAAUGGUGACAAAUGUUGACUUUCCUCCCAAAGAAUCUAGUCUAUGAUGGUUGCACCAUCUGUACACACUAAGAAAUGGGACUCUGAACUGGAGCUGCUAAGCUAACGAAACUGCUUACAGUUUUUUUGCCUGUGUGAAAUGAGUAGGAUGGCUCCUGGAAAUAUAAGAAAGACCUUUGUUGAAAAAUGUGGCUCUGGGAGACUUACUGCAUUGCCUACAGCACAGAUGUGAAGGACACGAGACUGAGAAAAGUUGCAAACUCUAUAAAGAAACUUUUGAAAAAGUACACAUGAAGAAUGUGGCCCUCUCCAAAUCAAGGAUCUUUUGGACCUGGCUAAUGGAGUGUUUGAAAACUGACAUCAGAUUUCUUAAUGUCUGUCAGAAGACACUAAUUCCUUAAAUGAACUACUGCUAUUUUUUUUUAAAAUCAAAAACUUUUCAUUUCAGAUUUUAAAAAGGGUAACUUGUUUUUAUUGCAUUUGCUGUUGUUGUUUCUAUAAAUGACUAUUGU
Propithecus coquereli (Coquerel's sifaka) is the source of this 1800-nucleotide messenger RNA. It is a transcript of the gene ACVR2A, whose product is annotated as activin A receptor, type IIA. Gene Ontology annotation, cellular component: plasma membrane; activin receptor complex. NCBI's taxonomy places the organism in Eukaryota, Metazoa, Chordata, Mammalia, Primates, Indriidae. Gene Ontology annotation, biological process: activin receptor signaling pathway; protein phosphorylation; cellular response to growth factor stimulus. The record is from RefSeq and is a predicted model, not a curated record. Gene Ontology annotation, molecular function: activin binding; ATP binding; activin receptor activity. The coding region runs from base 1 to 1335 and encodes 444 amino acids. The transcript has 9 exons.